AUGGCCGAAAUUGAUAAACGUUCGGAAUCCAGUCUACAAAUUGGUGGUUGUGAAGGACCUGAAGCUAUGUACGUUAAGUUAAUAGCGAAUGAUGGCCACGAAUUUAUUAUUAAGCGAGAGUUUGCCUUAACAUCGGGAACAAUUAAAGCGAUGCUUAGCGGCCCAGGCCAAUUUAGUGAAAAUGAAACAAAUGAAAUUCGAUUUCGUGAUAUACCAUCUCAUGUCUUAAGUAAAGUAUGCACCUACUUUACUUAUAAGGUCAAGUAUACCAACAGCGGAAAUGAAAUUCCGGAAUUUGUUAUCCAACCUGAGAUAGCACUAGAACUACUCAUGGCUGCCAAUUUUCUCGAUUGUUAGAAUCUGUGUCAAAUAGAAUGUAUUUGUAAUAUGAAAUUGAGUCACUUAUCGUGACGGAUUCAACUAUUCAACUUUUCUACACUGUACUUUUACUUGCACUCAUAAUUUCCAUGUUGUUCUAAGACCAUCAUAUUUAGAUUGUUUGAUGUCUUUGCAAAAUUUAAUAUGACUCCGGUUUUUACCAGACUUUUAUUAAGUUCACUUUACAAGUAUUUAUCUUUGUAAGAGAAUAGCUAUUCUGCACGUAACAAAAUUAUCAUCUCCUGUUAUUAUAAUGUGAUUGAU
This is a messenger RNA of Trichoplax adhaerens, 642 nucleotides long. RefSeq lists its product as hypothetical. Gene Ontology annotation, molecular function: protein-macromolecule adaptor activity. The record is from RefSeq and is a predicted model, not a curated record. Bases 1 to 357 code for a protein of 118 amino acids. NCBI's taxonomy places the organism in Eukaryota, Metazoa, Placozoa, Uniplacotomia, Trichoplacea, Trichoplacidae. The transcript is spliced from 3 exons. Gene Ontology annotation, cellular component: elongin complex. Gene Ontology annotation, biological process: ubiquitin-dependent protein catabolic process.